GGACAUUUUAUGGAAUAGCCUCAACACAAGACCAGUAGUAAUACACGUACAUACUGUUACAACAUGUAGUGCAUGCACAGUGCAGCACGACAACGUCCACCUCCAUGCAGCUGGAUCCGUACCAGUCCUCCUCAUACCACCACAUACAUGUACGGCAACACAAGCAUCUUUCACUGUAACAAUGGAGCGCUAUAAAAGAACGGUUUAAGCGGCAGGAAUUUCAGAUCGUCAGGCCCAAGGUCAAGAAAUUUCAAGGCCCUCACAUCGAGAAAUAAAGCUUUGUCAACCGUCAGAAAAGAUGAUUGGAAAGGUUGUUGUAGUUCUGGCGGUCGUGGCCAUUGCCAUGUCUGCUCCAGUGCAGCAUCAAGAACAGCAGCAAGAUGGUGGCAGUGAAAGACAGCAGCAGCAUCGACCGCAGAUGGGUGAUCAUGGUUGUCCAGAGAAUGUCACGCGUGAAGACUGCAUGCAGAAGAUGAAGGCAAUGCUUGAGCAGCAAAGACAAGGUGGCUCUGACGAACCUCUUCACUUGGGACGCCGCCCGACAGGUCGACCUACGGGAAAUAAUGAGCAAGGAUCACACGGAGAAGGACUUGAUGACGGUCGUUCCCAGCAGCCCCAUGGUGGUAGACAAGACGGUGAGAGACCAACAAGGCAAACUGACGAACAUCCGCAAGCUGGAGAGCGACCAACUGGGCAAAGUGGACGCGGUGGUCGUCAACAUGGCGAGAGACCAACCAGGCAAACAUCUGAUCGCCAGCGGGAGGGUGGCGAGCAACAUGAGAGACCGAGUGGAUCGACUCCGCAUGGCUUGCAGGGAGAGCGGCCAUCGGGUAAGCCACGUUCGUCAGAUCGCCAGCAACGCUCAGUUGUCUUCCAGCAUCAAGAGGAUGAUGAAACUACCGAGCAGCGCCCCAGUCACGACCAUCCCUCAAACCACCACGACGAACACAGAUCCAACCAAGAAGAGCAGCGCCCCAGCCAUGAGGAGCAGCACCCGAGCCAUGAGGAGCAGCGCCCUAGCCAUGAGGAGCAGCGCCCCAGCCAUGAGGAGCAGCGCCCGAGCCAUGAGGAGCAGCGCCCCAGCCAUGAGGAGCAGCGCCCGAGCCACGAGGAGCAGCGCCCGAGCCACGAGGAGCAGCGCCCCAGCCAUGAGGAGCAGCGCCCGAGCCACGAGGAGCAGCGCCCGAGCCACGAGGAGCAGCGCCCCAGCCAUGAGGAGCAGCGCCCGAGCCACGAGGAGCAGCGCCCUAGCCACGAGGAGCAGCGCCCCAGCUAUGAGGAGCAGCGCCCCAGCCAUGAGGAGAAGCGCCCCAGCCAUGACGAGCAUCGCCCCAGCCAUGAGGAGAAGCGCCCCAGCCAUGAGGAGAAGCGCCCCAGCCAUGAGGAGCAUCGCCCCAGCCAUGAGGAGCAUCGCCCCAGCCAUGAGGAGAAGCGCCCCAGCCCUCAGCAUCGCCCCAGCCAUGAGGAGCAUCGCCCCAGCCAUGAUGAGAAGCGCCCCAGCCAUGAGGAGCAUCGCCCGAAACAUGAGGGAGACCAUCAUCUCCUACAUGAUGAGUAG
Sycon ciliatum is the source of this 1558-nucleotide messenger RNA. RefSeq names its product putative cyclin-dependent serine/threonine-protein kinase DDB_G0272797/DDB_G0274007. The transcript has a single exon. The record is from RefSeq and is a predicted model, not a curated record. Lineage: Eukaryota; Metazoa; Porifera; Calcarea; Leucosolenida; Sycettidae. Bases 299 to 1558 code for a protein of 419 amino acids.